Messenger RNA from Erinaceus europaeus (western European hedgehog), 4322 nucleotides. It is a transcript of the gene ADD2, whose product is annotated as adducin 2. Bases 512 to 2689 code for a protein of 725 amino acids. Gene Ontology annotation, cellular component: cytoskeleton; plasma membrane; postsynaptic density. The transcript has 16 exons. Gene Ontology annotation, molecular function: actin filament binding. NCBI's taxonomy places the organism in Eukaryota, Metazoa, Chordata, Mammalia, Eulipotyphla, Erinaceidae. Gene Ontology annotation, biological process: barbed-end actin filament capping. The record is from RefSeq and is a predicted model, not a curated record.
GCCGAGCGUCCUUUUGUCAGCGUGCACAGCCAAGAGCGCUCUCAUUUCCUCCCAGCCUGGUGCGGGAAAUGGAUUUACUGUUGACCGCGGGGUUGUAGGGGACGAGCGAGCGGGAACCCGGCCUUUUGUCACCGAGCAGCGGCCUCAGUGGUCUGUAAUCGCUAGUGACGCGGAGGAGCCGCAGUGCUGGUGGAAUUCCAGGCAGCCCGACCAGAGUGGGGCUGCAGGAUGGGUAGGAAGCAUUGCUCCGCACAUUAGCCUGGGUGCAUUCAUUUACCAGGCUGAGCCACAGAAACCAGGACCAGACGCUCUUCAUUCCGCAGACGAAGACCAGGGAUGGAUGGGAUGCCCUGCUGGAGCUUCGACCCAGAUGCCUGAAGCCUUAUAGAUGUGGUCGGUGUCCCUCGGAGUGGAGCCAAGCACGUAGGCAGAGUGCUGAGAAGUGGCAGCCGGGGACCAGGUUGAUCCAGACCCCUGGGACCCAGGAGUGGAGUGUCGCCCUGCCGGAAACAUGAGUGCAGAGCCUGCCCCCGCCGCCGCCUCCCCGCCGCCCCCCCAGGGGCAGCAGUACUUCGAGCGCUUCUCGGAGGAGGACCCCGAGUACCUGCGCCUCCGCAACCAGGCGGCCGACCUUCGGCAGGACUUCAACCUGAUGGAGCAGAAGAAGCGCGUCACCAUGAUCCUGCAGAGCCCGUCUUUCAGGGAAGAGCUGGAAGGCCUCAUCCAGGAGCAGAUGAAGAAGGGGAACAACUCCUCCAACAUCUGGGCCCUACGGCAGAUUGCGGACUUCAUGGCCAGCACCUCCCACGCAGUCUUCCCGACAUCUUCCAUGAACUUCUCCAUGAUGACACCCAUCAAUGACCUCCACACAGCUGACUCCUUGAACCUGGCCAAGGGAGAGCGGCUCAUGCGGUGCAAGAUCAGUAGUGUCUACCGACUCCUGGACCUCUAUGGCUGGGCCCAGCUGAGCGAUACUUAUGUCACGCUGAGAGUCAGCAAGGAACAGGACCACUUUCUGAUUAGCCCUAAGGGAGUUUCUUGCAGUGAAGUCACAGCAUCCAGCCUGAUCAAGGUGAAUAUCCUGGGAGAGGUGGUGGAGAAAGGCAGCAGCUGCUUCCCAGUGGACACCACGGGCUUCUGUCUGCACUCGGCCAUCUACGCUGCCCGGCCAGACAUUCGCUGCAUCAUCCACCUGCACACACCGGCUACAGCAGCAGUGUCAGCUAUGAAGUGUGGCCUCUUGCCUGUCUCUCACAAUGCCCUGCUGGUGGGGGACAUGGCCUAUUACAACUUCAAUGGUGAAAUGGAGCAGGAAGCAGAUCGGAUCAACCUGCAGAAGUGCCUUGGACCCACAUGCAAGAUCCUGGUGCUAAGAAACCAUGGAGUGGUUGCUCUAGGUGACACAGUAGAGGAAGCAUUUUACAAAGUCUUCCACCUGCAGGCUGCAUGUGAGAUACAGGUGUCUGCUCUGUCCAGUGCUGGGGGAGUGGAAAACCUCAUCCUCCUGGAGCAGGAGAAGCACCGACCCCAUGAGGUGGGCUCUGUGCAAUGGGCGGGGAGCACUUUUGGACCCAUGCAGAAGAGCCGGCUGGGGGAACACGAGUUUGAGGCCCUCAUGAGGAUGCUGGACAACCUGGGGUAUAGAACUGGUUACACAUACCGUUACCCCUUUGUUCAAGAGAAAACGAAACACAAGAGUGAGGUGGAAAUUCCAGCCACUGUCACAGCAUUUGUGUUUGAGGAGGACGGUACCCCGGUGCCCACCCUGAGGCAGCAUGCCCAGAAACAGCAAAAGGAAAAGACCCGCUGGCUCAACACACCCAACACGUACCUGCGGGUCAACGUGGCUGAUGAGGUCCAGAGGAGCAUGGGCAGCCCUAGACCCAAGACCACGUGGAUGAAAGCUGAUGAAGUGGAGAAAUCCAGCAGUGGCAUGCCCAUCCGGAUCGAAAACCCAAACCAAUUUGUGCCUCUCUAUACUGACCCUCAAGAAGUGCUGGACAUGCGGAACAAGAUUCGAGAACAAAACCGACAAGAUAUAAAGUCGGCGGGGCCUCAGUCCCAGUUACUGGCGAGCGUCAUCGCUGAGAAGAGCCGAAGCCCGUCUACAGAGAGCCAGCUGAUGUCCAAAGGUGACGGGGAUACCAAAGAUGAUUCAGAGGAGACGGUGCCCAACCCCUUCAGCCAACUCACUGACCAGGAGCUGGAGGAAUACAAGCAAGAGGUGGAGAGGAAGAAACUGGAACUAGAAGGGGAGAAAGAAGCUGCCCCAGAGGAACCUGGCUCACCUGCAAAGUCUGUCCCUGCUUCUCCAGCUCAGAGUCCAGUGAAGUCAGAGACAAAGAGCCCUGUAGUUUCUCCAUCCAAGUCUUUAGAGGAAGGUGCUAAGGAGACAGAAACAAGCAAAGCCCCUCCAGAACCUGAAACAACACAGCUGGAAGGGGUGGUGGUCAAUGGGAAGGAGGACGCCGAGCAGACCGCAGAGGAGAUUCUCAGCAAAGGCAUAAGUCAGAUGACCACCAACGCCGACACGGAUGUCGAUACCUCCAAGGACAAAACAGAGUCGGUCACCAGUGGCCCCAUGUCUCCAGAGGGCUCCCCUUCCAAAUCUCCUUCCAAGAAGAAAAAGAAAUUCCGAACCCCAUCCUUCCUGAAAAAGAGCAAAAAGAAGGAGAAAGUGGAGUCCUGAUUCACAGCACUCUUGGGCUCCCAUCUGUACCCUCUCUUCUCCCAUCCCCCCUUCCCUUCUCCCAUCUCUUCCCUGGAAGCCCAGGGCUGAGGAGGGAUAGAAAUAGCACCCUGAAUCACACUCUGUGGGAGAACUUAAAGAUCACCCACCCCCCACACCCCCUCAUUCUGCAAUCACCCCAGAGAAAUCAGGUGACUUUACAUGGUUACACAGCUAGAUAGCGGCAGAGCCUGCACUGGACGUCAGGCCUCCUGGCUCCCAGUCCAGUGCUCUUUCCACUGCUCAACACUGCCUAGUUGUGGGCCACCUUUGUGAGGAUGCUUCCCACUGAUCUGAGCCCAGGGCCAGACGUUUAUGGGCCCAGGCUCUUACAGGCUCAGAGAAAUCUGACAAGUGGAGGCUUCCCUUGAGCAAGGUCCCUAAGCUCAUGGGUAUCCAACCUCCUGCUGAUGGAGCCAGCACUGUGUUUGGAAAUCUCCCUCUUUUCGCUCACAGGCUUCCUACCCUGCUGCUCACAACAGUCAGACAAAUUGACCCACCCCCCUCCCAACAGUGGUUAAUCUUCGUCCCCAAGGGCUGCUGGCUUAGCUUGUGCUUCCCCAAACCACUAACCCCAAGCUUUCUUCAUGGAACCUCCUGAGUGAUGGAUAAAAAAGUUCUAAGAGUUGGCAGCAGACACAAGGGCAGACCAGCUCAGCCACAGGAUUGGGAAGCAUUGAUCAUUAGAAGAAAUCAGGAACUUGACUCACUAGAUUGUGCAUCUCAGGCACUUCAGAACUAAAACCCAAUCUAGUUUGGGGGGGGGUGUCUCGUGCACAGGGCAGAAAAUGUUGGGGGAGGGAAUUAAGAUCUGUUGGUUUGGGGUUGUACAAGGUGGAUCAACACAGCACAGGAAAUGCUAUGCUUUUCUAGCUUUGAGUGACACGUGGAGCAAUAUGGCUCUACCCAUCUCAUUCCUGUCUGGAAGUCAGGUGUUUCUUAACUGUCCCUCAAUCCAUUUAUUUGUUUGUUUAUUUACUUAUUUAUUUAUGUAUUUAUUUAUUCAUCACCAGGACUUCACCAUUCUGAAGUGACUUUUUUCAGAUAAAGAGAGGGAGAGACGCCACAGCACCAAAACUUCCUUUAGUGCAGUGGGGACUGGAUUCAAAUCGGGUCUUGUGUGUGCAAAGCUGGCACGCUAUCCAGGUGAUCUAUUCCACCUACACUGUUGCUCCAAUCUAAAAGCACUGAUUCACAGACUAGAGUUGGGAUCUUAUUCUUGAUACCUUGAACUUGGCUCCUUUGAGUCCUGACUGUGGAGGAGAAUAAGCUAAAUCCUUCAUGAUUACUCUUCUUGGAUCAGCUAUCAGAAGAUGCUCAGCAUAACUAGCCCUGUAACUACUGUGCAUCCUGGGGCCUGGCCAUCACUGCAGCUAUUGUCAAAAAUGCCAACACCACCUUUUUUUCAUAUUCUUCCAUGUGACACUGAUUAAUGAGUGUUGGCUUCUAAGAAACUAGACAAUCCAUUCUCUUUAAAGCACAGUGUCUUUAAGAAUAGUCCCCUUCCCUGUCAUUACUAUAAAACUAUGAUUGAAAGUUUUCAAUCAUAGUUUUCCUUUUUUGAGCACUUACUGAGUAUGUAUAUGUAUAUGUA